GGCCAGACUGGAGGUGGUGGGUAGGGGCUUCUGCAGACCCCUCUGCUAGAUUGAGGAAUAGACAGAAGGCCUGUGAGCCAGGGAGCUAGAAGUUUGGCCUGAGUGAAAGACUGAUCAGGGGCCAGUGUCCCAAUCCCUACAGGCCAAGGACAGGAGGACCUGCUAUGGGGCUGUUUGGGGAAGAAGAUUGCCCCAUCUCCUGCUUGUUUCCUUGCCUUCUGGCCCUGCCCACUUCCGCCGCAGCUCUGCCCCAGCCCCCAGCUCCCUACCCCACCUGCUCCUGGGGCAAGCACAGAGGAAGUUUGGGGAACAUCAAACUUCCUUGGAGUUUGUGAGGGUGGUGGGUGAAGAGGGUUGAUGAGACAUCUCAGAAGCAGCUACUGUAAACACUGGGGAUUUAGACAAGACAUCUCACCUGGAGCAGGACACCAGGGGAAUUCUCUUCCAAACAGGAGAUUCCUGAAAAAUAUCAAGACCAAUGCCUAGGAUUUCCCUCCAGACAGCUUGGGAUGUUAAAAAGAAAGUAUUUUUGAUACUUGCUGGUGAUGGCAGAAAUGAAACAAUUCAACCUCAGAAUUUUGAGAUAUAUCUGGAGACAAAAUAUAAAUGGGAUCUCCGGGGGCCCUGGCCAGAAGCCAACCCCAAGGGCCGGGGUCUCACUCUUCCCAAAGUGUCAGUUCCCCUGACACUUCUGUUGCUCUUAUCCCUAGGAUGGCAUCAGGCAGGACACGCUGCACCCGAAAGCUCCGGAACUGGGUGGUGGAGCAAGUGGAGAGUGGGCAGUUCCCAGGAGUGUGCUGGGAGGAUGCAGCCAAGACCAUGUUCCGGAUUCCCUGGAAGCACGCAGGCAAGCAGGACUUCCGGGAGGACCAGGAUGCUGCCUUCUUCAAGGCCUGGGCAAUAUACAAGGGGAAGUACAGGGAGGGGAGCUCGGAAGGCCCUGCCAUCUGGAAGACUCGUUUGCGCUGUGCUCUCAACAAAAGUUGUGAAUUUGAGGAGGUUCCUGAGAUCGGCCAUAGGGAUGGCGCUGAGCCCUACAAGGUGUACCGGCUGCUACCACCAGGAACUGUCCCCGCUCAAUCAGGGACCCAGAAAUUACCAUCAAAGCGACCCCACAGUUCUGCCUCCUCUGAGAAGAAAGAGGAAGAGAUUACCGCAAAGAACUGCAUACUCAGCCCCUCCUUGCUCCAGGAGCCCCCUCAGAAUGAGAUGGUGGAGACCAACGGGGGAGCUGGCCGUGUAGACUUUGGGAGCAGUGGAAGCAGCAGCAGCAGCAGCAGCCCUGAGCCUCAGGAAGGUAGGGACACAGCUGAGGCUCUUUUCCAGGGAGAAUUGCUGUCCCUGGAGCUUCUGCCCCCUCCAGAUUCAGACUACUCGCUGCUGCUCACCUUCAUCUACAACGGGCGUGUGGUGGGUGAGGCCCAGGUGCAGAGCCUGGACUGCCGCCUCCUGGCUGAGCCCUCAAGCUCCCAGUGCAGCAUGGAGCAGGUGAUAUUUCCCAAACCCGGCCCACGCGAGCCCGCGCAGCGCCUGCUGAGCCAGCUCCAGAGAGGGGUCCUGCUGGCCAGCAACUCCCGGGGCCUCUUUGUGCAGCGCCUCUGCCCCAUCCCCAUCUCCUGGAACGCGCCCCGGAUGCCACCUGGCCCGGGCCCGCACCUGCUGCCCAGCAACGAGUGCGUGGAACUCUUCAGAACCAGCUACUUCUGCAGAGACUUGGCCAGGUAUUUCCAGGGCCUGGGGCCCCCACCCAAGUUUCAGGUGACACUGAAUUUCUGGGAGGAGAACCCUGACCCCAGCCACACCUCACAGAGUCUGAUUGCGGUGCAGAUGGAGCAGGCCUUUGCCCGGCGUAUGCUGAAGGAGACCCCAGAGGAGCAGGCGGCCACCCUGUCUCUGCUGCAGAGCCUGCAGGACCCGCUGCCUCCUCUCCUCUCUAUCCCGCCGGUCUUCUUUGAGACAGCCUCAGCCUCCUUGCUGUCGACCUGCCUCCCACAGUGACUGUUCUCAUUGGUGGUCUGUGAUGACUUUGUCCCUCAACUCCUCAUGGACACCGAUUGGUGGGGAACUCAAGAGUGACUUUUUUUUUUUCAAUUUUGAGAUAUACCCUCUUUCAUGUCCGAGGAGCUGAACAGGGCAAGUCCAAAUGGUAUGAACUCAGUGGGCCUUUCCCUCCGCCCCCAACCCUAAAACCUGGCACUUUAUAUUUUCGUCUUAGAUCUUCACUAAGGAUUUAAAAUAAAAUGUUACUGAAAAAGGA
Messenger RNA from Odocoileus virginianus texanus, 2257 nucleotides. RefSeq names its product interferon regulatory factor 9 (gene IRF9). Gene Ontology annotation, cellular component: nucleus. Lineage: Eukaryota; Metazoa; Chordata; Mammalia; Artiodactyla; Cervidae. Gene Ontology annotation, biological process: immune system process; regulation of transcription by RNA polymerase II. Gene Ontology annotation, molecular function: protein binding; DNA-binding transcription factor activity, RNA polymerase II-specific; RNA polymerase II cis-regulatory region sequence-specific DNA binding. The record is from RefSeq and is a predicted model, not a curated record.